AUGGCUUCACUAUUUAUUAUCUGGAUAUCUCUUCUAUGGACUAAUGUUUUGGGUCAAUAUGCUGCGCUAAUUGACGAAAAUAAUACAAACAUCACCAAGAUUACUACUGAUACAUUUGCUGAAUGCAUUACCUCUAAAGAUUUAAUCCUGGCUGAAUUCACAGUCCCCAACUGCCCUCACUCUAAAAUGUUAUUACCUGAUUUAGAACAGGUGGCCACAAUAUUAAAACCUCGUGGCAUCGAAGUUAUUCAAAUUAAUUGUGAGGAAGAUGAUUAUAUCUGUUCUGAGUUAAAAGUUACAUAUUUCCCAACUUUGAGAGUCUUUAAAAAUCACCGUUUAGUACACUCAAUGGACGUGGAGAAAGAUAAGUCUGUCGAUGGGUUGGUCUCUUACAUGCUGGCUCAGGAUGAAUGUAGUAUACUUACAGCUAACAAUAGAGAUGAAUUGAAUCAAAUUUUAAUUGAUCCAGAUAUUUCCGAUGAAUAUGUUGUAGUCAAUAACGGGCUCUAUGAACUUAACGAAACAGUAUCAUACUUAGCUAACCAAUUGUUUAAUUCCCAUAUCUUUGUCAAUUAUAGAGUGGAUUCAAUGAAUAAUAACACCAAUACUCAUGAUAACAACACAUUUUUACCCUACAAAGUUGGGUUGUAUAAACCAUUCAAUCCUGCUAACGUUACAUCUAGAGGAGAACCAAUUGUAUUCGAGGGUAAUUUAACCGCAAUAGUGGAAGAUUCCUCUGAAUUUAAAAGUUGGUUACAAUACUCUAUAUUACCACCAUUUGCUGAUGUCGAACCAGAGACUUUUAAAAAUUAUAUCGAUUCUAAGUUACCACUAGGCUAUUAUUUCUAUUUAACAAACAAAGAAUUAGAGGAAUUGACACCAUUUUUCACUCAGUUAGGCCAAAAAUAUAGAGGUAAGAUUAAUUUUAUUGGUCUAGAUGCCAAAGUUUAUCACAGCCAUGUUAAAUAUUUGAACAUGAGGGAACAGUUCCCAUUGUUUGGUAUCCAUGAUAUGAUUAAUAACAGAAAAUACGGUAUUAAACAGAUGCCUGCAGAAGAAUAUAAAUUAAUAACAAGUCUACCAAUCUUAAAUCAAACUGAAGUGGCAAUAUUAGUAGAAGAUUUUAUUAAUGGCGUCGCUGAACCAAUAAUAAAAUCUGAAGAAAUCCCAACUGAACAGAAUUCUAAUGUUUUUAAACUAGUAGCAAAAACCCAUGAUGAUAUUGUAUUGAACAACAGUAAAGACGUUAUUGUCAGAUACUAUGCACCAUUUGAUAUCCGUAACAAGAAAGGUAAUGAUAAUUUCCAUAAAGUAGCUGAUGUAUUUGCAUCUGAUGAAAAAUUAAAGUCUAAAGUUUUAUUUGCGGAUAUCAAUAUGCAAGCUAAUGAUAUUGCAUCAUUUGCCAUAUAUUCUUAUCCAACAAUUAUUUUAUACCCUUCGGGUAACGACACUGUUCCAAUUACAUUAUCUGGACCAAAAACACCAAUAAAACUUAUGAAAUUUUUGAAAAACAAUGGUACUCACCAUGCAGAUGGGCUUAAGCUAUAUUUUAAGACUUACCCAGCUGAAAAUGUAGAUAUUGAUAUAGAUGAGGAGGAACAAGAGCCAAAAUUGAAUUCUCUUUUUGAUUCUAAUGAGCAAAAAACUGUCAAAUCUCAAGAAACUAUCGUAAAGAAGGCCGAAUCUACCUCAGAUAAUCACCCAGAUGAUAAACCAGUAGCACACGAUGAAUUAUAG
This is a messenger RNA of Arxiozyma heterogenica, 1737 nucleotides long. RefSeq names its product protein disulfide isomerase EUG1 (gene EUG1). Gene Ontology annotation, molecular function: protein disulfide isomerase activity. Gene Ontology annotation, biological process: response to endoplasmic reticulum stress; protein folding. NCBI's taxonomy places the organism in Eukaryota, Fungi, Ascomycota, Saccharomycetes, Saccharomycetales, Saccharomycetaceae. The coding region runs from base 1 to 1737 and encodes 578 amino acids. The record is from RefSeq and is a predicted model, not a curated record. The transcript has a single exon. Gene Ontology annotation, cellular component: endoplasmic reticulum.